GUGUCCUAGUCUGAACUCUUCUUGGACUUGCAGACAUGCAAAUCAGAUGGACAUUAACAAGAGCUACCACCAUGCUACGAACUAGGGGCCCUUGCCUUCGCCGUUGACUCUGAAAAGCGAUAUACAAAAAGUUUCGUGAUUCUUGCUAAGUACUGUGGAUUUAGAGCAGCCUUUUCUUCUUGUAGAUGUUGUUGGGUUGUACCGGUGGCAUGAGUUGAGAAAAGAAAGGGACACGCUAUUGAUUCAAAUGAUGGGCAAGCAAAUGACGGCUGCGGCGCAGCUGAACACUGCCUCUCCCUAGGAAAAGGGGAGAUCCUCCACGCUUUCGGGCUUGAGUGCCGUCCUUUCGGUUCCUCAUCUGCGGGAAAUAGGGGCGCAGUAUCAGUAGCAAGAGCCCUUGCAAGAAUGGCCGCCGCUGUGGUUGCUCACCAUACCGAGGAGAAAGGUACACGUGUGAUUUUUUUCAGUUUUUGGAAGAUGCCAUGCGGCUUGCACAGCUCUUCGUGCUGUCCGUGGAUGAUAGAUAUUUCUAUAAUCGGAAAUCAUGAGCGAAAAUUUUAUCACAGGUGGUCCAUCCACUACCUCAGCGAGCAACGACCACGGUGACCAGGAAAUGGAAGAACAGAAACAGCACACGCCUUCGGUGACCGACACACUGAUGGCGACACAAAAACCUCUAGCAAUCCAGAUUGAGCUUAUCGCACGGAAAAAUUACGGGUGGUUCUACAUCACACCACGACUCAACUGCAUCAUUGUUGCAUGCACCAGAAAUAAAAUCUUUUGAUCGAACCUUCGUGGAUCAAUAUAGUUGGUACUUCUCUACAAUCUUACGUAUACUCGCAUCAACAUACACAGUACAAAUUAAGAAGACCACGCGCAUUAUUUUUCCUGUUUAUUUCUUUCCCCUGUUACAAGGGUGCGAGCAAGCCGGACGGCACGCAGCGGUACACGACGCUGCAGCUGAAAUUGCUGUGCGGUGGCAUCAAUUUCUUCCACCGCCAUAUCCGCACGGACAAGGACGUGAAGCAGCGGAUGCGCGAGAACGAGGCGUUUCCGAAGUUCUACGAGGAGCAGUACCACUACAAUAAGCAGGACACGCUGCCGUCGGUCUUCCGGACGUCCGUCCACGACACCUCCGCGUUGCACGUUUCGUCUUUCAUUCUGUCCAUCCUCCACCAGGGUAUCUUCAGCGUGUCCGCCUUCGUGAUCUCCAUCAUUUACCUGUCCCGCUUCAAGGAGUGCAGCCACAUCACGCUGCACGCAACCACGUGGCGUCCGCUGUUUCUGGUCACUUUGUUGAUCUCGGACAAGAUGUGGGAGGACAAACCGGUGCGGAACAGCUCCCUGGCGAAACUCUUCCCGGUGUUGAACAAUAAGGAACUGAACCUGCUCGAGAACAGCAUGCUGCAGUCCCUGGGCUUCAACGUUUUGGUCAAGCCGGACCUGUUCUGCUCCUUCUGCGAAAAACUCCUCAUGGAAGCGGUAAUGUUCCCAUUUUUGCUUUGGAUUUGUACAGUUGAUGUUCUUGUUCAGCUCUCUAGAUAUGACAAGUCCAAACCUCGGGUUUGGAAUUGGAAAUGAGAAAAGGAAAUAAAGGAUUUCAAACUAAGAUUCAAAAAUAAGCCUUCGAGGGAGCAUUGUGCGUCAUUCAAAACGAAACAGGUCAGUCCCGAGAUCGUGGAGCAGGCGAUCCAGUCAGAUUUUGGGCAGGGUUUGAUGGCGGAGCCGUACUGCGUGCGUGGCAUCGCUGAGUUGCAACAGCCCAUGACCAAUGUCGACCUUGAGGACGACAUCUUCGGUUGCUACCCGACGGAGAACUGCCUGCAAGCCGACCACCUGCCCGAGGAACUGUACACGAAGAUGCUGGUCGCCAAGGGUCAGCGUGCGGCCGGCCCGACGCUGACCACCGGAGAGGUGUUGCCACUAGCGACGCGCUCGCCAAACACAACCGCUGCAGGAGUGGCUUUGGCGGGAACGACUACGUCAGUGACGCAAAGCGAACGGGCAAAGCCAGUCGAGGUGUCCCCGGCGCCAGGUGUAUUACAAGUGGAGACUUCUGCGGCGGGUGGCGCUGGCGGCGCCGGUACGGCGGGGACCGUGGCGGGUGGCUUGGCCAACUCCGCGAGCUUGGUGAUUAAGCAGUACCAAUCAACAGUGUCCGUUGCCGCGCCCGGCAUACACGCCCUACCAUCGACGUCGACCACACAGGAAGUGGAAGAACAAGCGGCACAAACCAGCAAGGAGCAAGGAAGUACAGUCGUACCGCAGCAACAGCCGCAAAUAAUCGUGAACCCAGCAAGGUAAGCCGAAUGGUGGUGAUGCUAUUUAUUAUCCGAUCAAAGAUAGAACGUUCUUCAACAUCAUGACGACAGAAGGUCUCCGCGUAUACAACAUAAGAAGCGAAGAAUAUGAACAGAAAUUGAUUUAUCAAUGCCCUCUCAUCCGGAUGAACUCAGGCGUGCCCAAAGCACCGACCCCACGCGACCUUCAAAAGCGGAGAGCUCGAGGUCAGGCUCGCAGCGGCCCCCGAUGUUUAAACUCGCGCCCAACGGCUUCAAGCUUGGCACGCCGUUUAUGUUCCGAAAAUCUUUGCCAGCAACAAUGAACACAGCGCAAAAGAGACCAACAGGUGGCGCUGCGAACGCUGCAGGAGCUGCGGCAGGUAUAGUGAUUGUGUCGCUUAUUUUAGCCUGUUGCCGCCGGCAACAGUCAGAGGGCGACGAAGUGAUCACAUGCAGGCUAUCUCUGGAAAUGGAAAGAGUUGUACUUAAAUUGGAAAGAAACUACAGGUGGUGCACAAGAUCCCACAUCGCAGCUGCCACACCAGACGCAGGUGCUCGGGUCGCAGCCGCAGCAGUCGGGCGUGCCCGGUUUCUUCCUAACGCGACCUCGGAUUCGUAUGCACCCCUUUGGGACGAACCCACGCUCCGCUAGCGCUCAUCCGGUGCAGCAGCGCGCUGUGGUCAAAAAAGCCGAGCAAGUUGCAACUGCGCAGCCGGUAGCGGUACACCCAUCCUCCUCGUCGUCCAGUAAGGAAAGCAACCCGCCAGCAGCUGCUUCUGUCGCAGCCAGCGCCGUUGCCGCCAACGCGGCCGUUCCCACAGCCUACGUGACGAAGAGCUCGAGUAAGGAGCAGGUGAUCGCACACCAGGCAGCACACGGCAGCAAGGGAACUGCGUCUCCGGUAGACGCAGAAGACGCAGCAGUGCUCGCUCUGGCAACCGCUACCGAGAGCAAGUACAAGGCGUCGCCGCUGCAGGAGCAGCUCAAAACGAACUCUUCACUGCAGCACACGACGUUGCCUGCGCAACCCCGCGGCGAUGUGCAGCACCCGAGUAGCUCCUCUUCCUCCCUGAGCCGGUCCGGAACCGGUGCCCCAGGAACUUCGGACAGCUGGCAGCAGAUGAGCAUCCCGGGAGAGCAGGUCCUGAGCGGAACCGCGCCACUCGUGAAGGAUGUCCGGCCGUCUGCGGGUUCGGUCGACCACCUCACCGCCACCACCGGAAAUAACAAAUACCAGGAUCAGGUCGCCAAGCAGUACACCCAGCCACAAAAGCAGUACUCCAACACGAGCGCGCCCGCGGCCUACGGGCAAGCGAGUACCCCGGAAAUCCAGUUCGACGCCCGGCAGGUGAACGCGAGCAGUGCGAGUAUUAGUACAACAACUCAACAACCUCCGUCACUGGCGGCGACGAACGUGCCGCUGCUGAUCGCUUCGCAGCUCCCGAGCGGGAUUCGCGGGCCCCACAACGCGCGCGAGGACUGGCGACCGCGGAAUCUCAGCUUGGGCCGGCCGGGCCGAGCGCAGGCGGUGAUUCCGUCGCGGGCCAUCGCGACGUUGAAUCCACGGACCACUGGUCCCGUCGUGGCCGUGCAUCCGGCCUCCAAGACGGGCGGGAAGGACGAAGGUUCAGGGGCAAGCAGCGCUUCCUCCUCGAGCCGGGCCGCUGGACCGCAAGCGGCCACGACACCGCAACCCGCAGCCAGCACGCCGCAAACUAAUGCGGCACAGCCGAGGAGCAGCAGUUUAGGUACGAUUCGUCUAGUUGUACUCCACUGCGGCCCAAUCUACCUUCCUGUCAAUGUUGACGAUCAGUGAAAAUGUCAAGACAUGUACUAGUUGUUCAACUCUUUACAAGAACAAAAUCGAACCAAAAUCAACCAACGCUCGGACAGGUCGGUUCGGUUUAAUGCCGCAGAGGCUUGGUAUGCAGCUUGGGAACCCCAGCCGCAUGCAAGUGAAUGUCGUUCCGAAGCUAGCGGCCUUCAAUGUUGGCCAGAUGGGUAAGCGCGUGUUUUGAUCAUUUCAGUUGUCAUUUGAAGUUUGGCCGACUUGGGUUUAUGCAGAUGGACGCUGUUCUUAGACCGCAUGCACACCCAUACGCAUACCAGCUCACGCAGCCGAUAAAGUGAAACUCACAAAAAAUCAGGUUCCUCCACUACCGCCUCAUCGGCGCAGAGCAGUGCGCGGCCGCAGACACCGCCACCCGCUGCGGUGAUUGUGACCAACGCCGACGGGACGAAAAAAUACAUUCCGCCAGCCCGGGCUGCGUCGGCGCCGCGGGUGGUGGGCGGCACAGGUGGCGGCUUUGUGACCCCGGGCGUUCCCCAUCCGGGUAUCGCAACGCCAACCAGGCCGCUGAUAAACCAGAAUUUGAUUACGCGAGGACUCUCUCCCCUGCGAGGACCCCUGUUGUUCCGCGGUCGUUCGCCGUCCAUCAGGACGAACACCGCGGCUGGAACUGUGACCACUGCCGCACCUUUGGUGCUCGCACCGGGCAGCAACGGACCAACACCAGUUGCACAAGCGGCGGUUCCGAGCGUGCAGGGCGGCGCGAGCAGUAAAUAGACGAGAAGUGUUGCAGCUAGAUUCGCGGCAAGGAACAAAGCGUUGCGCGCUCGUCUAUCCAUGCUGGCCUGUUGAGCUGCAGGAGCUCAUCUAUCAUUUCCCAAGCUGUCUUUUUUGUUGGACAGGAUUUUCCCUUCCUGAAAUUAAAUCUGAACUUAGAAUUGGAUUUGGAGUAUUGGCUCCAUCCAAUUCGCCUUACAUCAAUAUACGUUACCUUUGAAGAUUUUUAUCGACGGAGAAAUUUGUAUACUUACGAAAUGAGGCUGGCUUUGCCUUUGUGUUUUUCCAGUUGGGUGCUCGUGCUCCAAAAACAAAGCUUUUCUGGGGCUGAGCGGAUGCUUCAUUUGGAAUUUUUAAUCUGUGAACUUGAUGCAAAUGAGAUCGAGACGACAUCGAUGCAGAGUCCUGUCAGAGUCGCACAGCAAGCGCGACUAGAAAAAAGUUCGCAGCCUUCCCAGGCAGCAUCUCCAGAACUUUCAU
Molecule: messenger RNA, 5329 nt
Organism: Amoebophrya sp. A120
Lineage: Eukaryota; Dinophyceae; Syndiniales; Amoebophryaceae
Source: the annotation of a GenBank genome assembly